Molecule: messenger RNA, 870 nt
Organism: Gigantopelta aegis
Lineage: Eukaryota; Metazoa; Mollusca; Gastropoda; Neomphalida; Peltospiridae
Product: zinc finger MYM-type protein 1-like
Exons: 1
Coding region: 1-870 (289 amino acids)
Source: RefSeq, a predicted model, not a curated record
AUGAAGUUGUUAGAGCUGCGGAGCAACGAUGACGUCGUGUUACAGAGGUGGUUGACACGCACAACUUCAUACACAAGCGUUGCCGUGCAAAACGAACUGUUAAAAAUCAUGGCACACAUGGUGCUGCGAAAUAUUUGCAAGAACGUGGGCCUUUUUGCAGUCAUUGUCGACGGAACCCAAGACAUCCAAGGCGUUGAACAGGAGGCAAUAUGCGUGCGAUAUAUAGACGACGCUUACGACGUUCACGAGGACUUUAUCGGUCUGUACAGCGUAUCUGAGAUGACUGGUGCCAGCCUCAGCAAUAUGCUGCAAGACGCUUUGCUCAGACUCGACCUCCCAAUCACGCAUCUGAGAGCGCAAACGUAUGACGGAGCCAGCAAUAUGUCGGGCAAAUACCAAGGCUGCCAAGCACUGAUCAAGAAAGUACAACCACUGGCAAACUACACGCAUUGCGGUGCACGCAUCACGCACCUCAUCUGUGCGAAGGCCAUCGAGAGUGCACCGUUCCUUCGCGAUGCUCUUAACGUGGUGCAGGAACUGGGCGGCUUCUACAACUCAUCAGGCAAAUUUAAAAAUUUGUAUCUCGAUCUGCAAGUUAUGGAUGAUAGCCCUUCCCCUUCACGCCUGAAGCCGCUUUGUCCAACACGCUGGCUGUCACGUGGGAUUGCCGUUAGAGCCGUCCUUAGCAACUACGCACACGUGCUGGAGGCACUGAAUGAGGCAUCAUCUACAUUUGGCAGCAGCACAGCAGACGUGAUGGUCUGUCAUGUGCACAGAAAUCGUCUUGCCGAGUGCACUGCACGAGAUAUCGCAAUUGAAUUUGUCGAUGGAUCGAGCGAUACACGGCGUAGUGUUUUUGGGAAAUUUUAG